AUGGCUACGAGAGCACACUUUGAAAAGAGUUGCGAGAUUGGAGUAUUUUCUAAAUUAACAAAUACAUACUGUUUGACAGCAAUUGGUGCUUCAGAAAAUUUUUACAGUGUUUUCGAGUCUGAAUUGGCUGAAACCAUUCCGGUAAUACACACAUCUUUAGCUGGAUGCAGGAUCAUAGGGACGCUGUGCGUGGGCAAUCGUCAUGGACUAAUUGUGCCAAGCUCUGCCACUGACCAGGAAUUACAACAUAUUCGAAAUUGUUUGCCAGACGCUGUUAAGGUUCAACGUGUAGAGGAGAGAUUAUCAGCGUUAGGCAACGUAGUAGCUUGUAACGAUUAUGUAGCAUUAGUUCAUCCUGAUCUGGAUGUUGAAACUGAAGAGAUUAUCGCGGAUACAUUACGAGUGGAGGUAUUCCGUCAGACCAUAGCUGGAAAUGUGAUUGUUGGGAAUUAUUGUGCAUUUAAUAAUGCUGGAGGAUUGGUUCAUCCUCGUACAAAUACGAAUGACCUAGAUGAGCUAUCAUCUCUUUUACAAGUUCCGUUAGCGGCUGGUACGGUAAAUAGGGGUAGUGAUGCAAUUGGUGCUGGUUUAGUAGUAAACGAUUGGUGUGCAUUUUGUGGUAUGGAUACUACUUCAACGGAGUUAUCGGUUAUUGAGAGUAUCUUUAAAAUAUCUGGUGCUCAGCCUUCGGCAAUUACGGGACACUUACGAGAUACAUUAGUGGACACGUAA
Molecule: messenger RNA, 732 nt
Organism: Trichoplax adhaerens
Lineage: Eukaryota; Metazoa; Placozoa; Uniplacotomia; Trichoplacea; Trichoplacidae
Exons: 6
Coding region: 1-732 (243 amino acids)
Biological process (GO): assembly of large subunit precursor of preribosome; ribosomal subunit export from nucleus; maturation of 5.8S rRNA
Cellular component (GO): cytosol; nucleolus; preribosome, large subunit precursor
Molecular function (GO): ribosomal large subunit binding
Source: RefSeq, a predicted model, not a curated record